GAACCCGUGUUAAUGUCCUCAUCGAUGAACUCACCGCUGACUCACCGAACACUUCUUUCAUGGCGUCCGGGAACACACGCUGAACUUUAGACAACUAUCAAAAAGGCUCCACGACACAACCAUGCUAGGGCAGAGUUCUGUAAGGGUUGUAUUGUUGGCAGUUGCCAUUGGUUUGUAUCUCAUUCCCUCCCCUAUUGAUCCUGAGCCUUACAUAUUUGAGGGACCACCUCCUGCCCUGGACGGUCCUUUGGCGGUGAACACACGUCUACAGAGAGGUCGACGGCUGUUUUCUGGUCAACUCAAAGGCCCGGAGUCCUUUACGGCAGACCAGAACGGAAACAUCUACACAGGGACUGUUGAUGGGAAGCUGUGGAGAAUCAACAAUGAAUCCCUCACUUUCAUCACUCAGAUGGGCCAGAACAUCCCUGAAUGUGGCACAUGUAUGGACUAUGAGCCGGUAUGUGGCCGUCCACAUGGCCUGCGAUUGGACCGUGACGGGCAGCUUAUCGUGGCUGACUCCUACUUGGGUCUUUUCAAAGUUGACCCUUGGACGGGAGAGAAGACAUUGCUCCAUUCCAGCAAAGAGGGAGCUGAUGGGAUUCCCUUUGGCUUUCUAAAUGGUCUGGAGAUUUCUAAAAAUGGAACCGUGUAUUUCACGGACUCCAGCAGUAAAUGGGGAAGACGUCAUGUCCGUUAUGAGGUUUUGGAGACGAACCAACUGGGUCCUCUCUCGUAUGACCCCGUGACCGGUGACGUUCGGACAUUGUUGGAUUCUCUCUACAUGCCCAAUGGCUUUGCCUUCUCACCUGAUGAGGACUUCCUGCUUCUGGCCGAGACUAGUAUCGGACACAUUAUUAAGUUCUGGUUGAAAGGACCUAAAGCGGGCACUAAGGAGACCGUCCUGAACAACAUGAUUGGUUAUCCUGAUAACAUCCGCUUGAGUGACCGUGGCACAUUUUUGGUGGGCAUAACCACCGUUAGAUUCCACGGCCGACUUUUCCCACCAUUCUUGGAUCUGAUUGGUCCGUACCCUGCUCUUAAGCGCUUCAUAGUAAAGCUCAUUCCUCUCAGCUGGUACAACGUUCUGUUGCCCAAGUACGGGCUGAUUUUGGAGCUGGGGCCUGACGGAGAGGUGGUUGACACCCUACACGACCCCACGGGCAGCCUGACGUGGGCCGUCAGUGAUGUCUUCCAGCAGGGGGCGCACUACUAUCUGGGCAGCACUGACUUGCCAUUUCUUCCUGUGCUGGAGGAGUGGAGCUGACCAUCUGGCUCUCUUAUGUGUGGACAUAAACAUAGGGAAAGUAAGACUUUCGGUAAACUUUCGUUGAUAAUGUAAAAUCAAAACUACAUAUCGUCGUAUCUGUGAAUUCUGUUAUUUAAAGAGGUCCUAUUAUGCUAUUAUUUACAAUUUUUUAACAACUUAAGUGUGUAAUGUUACAGUUUGAGCAUGAAAAAGGUAUGCAAAGUUACAAAGGACAAAGUCUAUCAGUGCGCACUCUUUCUGAACUCCCUGAAAAGGCUCCAUUAAUCUUGAAUACGUCACAAUAUUCCUCAUUUUUAAUAAUUCCCACCCAAACAGACAUAAAAUAAAGGGACAAAGGUUGGUUGAGUUAGUUAGUAGUUUGUUUAUAGUAUGAAUUGUGACAUUUCCCAGACACACGCAGUGUUUGACCAAUCACAACACACUAAUCCAGCUGACCAAUCAGAGCACAUUUUUGCUUUUUGGGAGGAGGAGCUUAAUAGGUAACUAAACCGACAGACUGGGAAGAGAGGUGCUGCAGCAAUAUAAGAAAACAUUCAAGCGUGAAGACCUAAUCUAGUUGACUUUUUUUAAAAUGACAUAAUAUGGCCUUUUUAAGUAUAGUUAAGCCAUUAUGGUUUGUCUAACACAGAAGGAUCACAUUUCGUUUUUACUGAUUUUCUGCACUGCAAAAUGCAUUGGUCAUAGAAAUAUAAGCAUAGCUGUUCCCAUUUAAAAAUGUAUACAUGGUUUUCUUAUGCAAAGGUAAUACAAAACACAGUUAGUGAACUUUAAAGAACAACCCAAUUAUAUAUUUUUUAAAUUUUAAAAUAUUUAAAAAUAUAUCAUGUAUGUUUCACACUAAUAUACUGUACAUAUAUGGUUUCUUGUAAUAAAAUAACUGUUGCAAUUAGAUUAUUUAAUAGCAAUGUCAUUGUGAGCCACAUCAAUUCGUUUAAAAUGCAUUUUUAAAAUAAUUUAAGCAAAAACGACAGCAACAAAAUAUUUUCAGAAUGCUUUUAUCAAUCAAACACACAAGACAAAAGUCCACACCAACCAUAGCAAUGCUACAAACAAAUAUAAUGAAAGAUUUAUGUGCAAAACAUGUCAGACAUGUCGAUCACAGACUGGAAAGUGCUUCACUAAACGGAUAUAUUGAAGUAUUGUGAGAAAGAUCUCUUCAAACACACUUCUUGUGCAUGUCCACCGCUUCUCAGAUCAUUUUGGGUGAUUUGAGAUAUUGCCAAUUCCAGCAGAAGAUUGUUAAAGGUUAAGUAGUAGUCUGAAAGUAACAGUCCCUUAAAUGCUUCAAGUUUGGGUUGCUGUGAACAUAUUCGAGAGCAAAGCGACAGCAACCCAAGCACAGGAUUUCCAAAAAAUGUCAGAUGAUAUUCAAUAACCUGCUGUGAUCCACACCUUUGGCUCAUUCACAACUGACACAAAACGCAAG
Molecule: messenger RNA, 2693 nt
Organism: Pimephales promelas (fathead minnow)
Lineage: Eukaryota; Metazoa; Chordata; Actinopteri; Cypriniformes; Leuciscidae
Product: adipocyte plasma membrane-associated protein
Cellular component (GO): endomembrane system
Molecular function (GO): hydrolase activity
Source: RefSeq, a predicted model, not a curated record